AUGGCUCUAAACGGCUGCCCUGGGGGCAGUAUGAGGAUCCAUCUAACCAGUUUCUCCUUAUUUCUUCUCCACCUGGUUCACUGUUGGGGGCAACAGCAGGAGCCAGGGUCCUCCUUCUUUCAGUUCACCAGCUCCAUGUACAAUGCCACCAUUUAUGAGAACUCUGCAGCCCGGACGUACAUUAGGAGUGAGGUUAAAAUGGGGAUUGUGCUGUCUAAGUUGGGUUCUUGGGACAUCAAGUAUUCCAUUGAAUCUGGAGAUGAUGAAGGGCUGUUUCAGGCUGAGGAAUUCAUUUUGGGAGACUUUUGUUUUCUCCGCAUACGGACUAAUGGUGAUAGUGCUGCCAUCCUGAAUCGAGAAGUGCAGAAUAAUUAUCCAUUAACAGUGAGAGCUACUAGCAAAGGUGGGCUGGAGGCUUCCGUGAGAGUCAGUGUGCUAGUCAUGGACAUGAACGACCUCCGACCAUUGUUCUCCCCAACUUCUUAUAGCAUUAGUGUUCCAGAAAGUACUCCAUUUGGGGCAAGUGUUGCUCAGGUGACGGCCACCGAUGCAGACAUUGGCUCCAAUGGAGAGUUUUACUAUUUUUUCAGAGAAGAUGUGGAGGAGUUUGCUGUCCACCCAACCAGUGGGGUGAUAUCUCUUACAGGCAGGCCCAACGCAGACAAGACCAGCAGAUUUGAUCUUGAUGUUUUAGCAGUUGAUCGUGGAAUGAAGGUUUAUGGGAACAAUGGCAUAAGCAGCACAGCCAAACUAGUGAUCACUGUUGUGCGUAUCAAUGAAUAUGCACCAACACUGAAGGUGAUUGAACUUUUCCCUUUAAUAUCUGAAAAAGAGCCUGUUUAUGCUGUUGUUACCGUUGAAGAUUUGGACGAGGGACUUAAUGGAGAAAUUGAGUGGGUUGAAAUCAUCGCAGGUGACCCACAGGAGCAGUUUGUCCUUGACAGAGCACCGCUUGGAAAUGAGUACAAGCUGAAGAUGUCUGAACUAGUCAACUGGGAUAAAAUUCCAUAUGGUUGCAAUCUCACUUUUCAAGCCAGAGACAGAGGCUUACCACCAAGGCUCUCCAAUCCUCAGACCAUUCAGCUCUUUGUGAAAAAACCCCAUUCUGUGCAGGUGAGUUUUGAAAAGGAGCUUUACAAAGCCACAUUUAAUGAAAUUGCACCACCAGGGUCCAUAAUAGAGACUGUAAGGAUUUCUCCGAGACCGCCGACCGUCAGCUACAGACUAAGUCUGACCUCAGAUUCUAUUUAUUUCAUCAUUAAUCAAUUGACUGGUGUCAUCUCAACAGCGCAACAGUUUACCUCAUUAAACCAGGAGCUCUUUGAACUCGAGGUGAUCGAGACAGUAAGUGGCAUGACUGCAAAAGUACAAAUCACUGUUGAGGAUGCUAAUGACAACACCCCGAUAUUUACCAGCACAUCUUAUGAAGUGUUCGUCAAUGAGAGCAUGCCUGUUGGCACUGUAAUUCUGAGAUUAAUGGCUGUGGAUGAUGAUAAAGGUGAGAAUGGAUGCAUAACUUACAGCAUAGCCAGCCUUCAGCCCCUUCCUUUUGUCAUCAACCAAAGGACAGGAGAGCUGAGAACAUCUAAGGAACUGGAUUUUGAAUCAUCUUUGGAGACAUACACGUUUGCAGUCCGAGCUUCUGACUGGGGUUCACCUUACAGACGAGAAAGUGAAGUCAAUGUCACAGUAAAUGUGUUGAACGUUAAUGACAACCAACCCCUUUUUGAGCGUGUGCUGUGCAAAGGUACGAUAGGACAAGAUUUUCCUGUAGGGCAGACACUUGUUACCAUGUCUGCCAUUGAUAUAGAUGAGCUGGGGUUGGUUAAUUAUAAAAUUCUGUCUGGAAAUGAACAAGAUGUCUUUCAUCUCAACCCUGACUCAGGGAUGUUGUCAUUAAGAAGGCCCCUCACUGGGAUGAGUAUAAAGAAGGAUCAAUUCAGCUUACAAAUCACUGCAUCAGAUGGUGAGCUGCUCUCUGAACCCACUUUUGUAAAUAUAUCAUUAGAGAGAGGUAGAACGCCACCAAGGAGUUUCAUUUGUCAAGACACGAAAGUUGCACAGAAGUUAGCGGUGAAACUUCUCAAAAAAGCCUCUGCUGUUAGCAAAUCCAAAGUGGAGGAAGGCUACACAGAUCUGUUCUCUGUCAAUAGACAGGCACCACAGUUUGAAUCCUUUCCCUCAGAUAUUGUAGUCCGUGAAGACAUUCCCGUGAGAGCCAGUGUCCUUCAAGUGAACACAAAUGAUGGCGACACAGGCUUCAAUGGUCGCGUCCUGCAUACCAUAUCAGAUGGGAACAUUGAUGAGCGUUUCAAUAUUGACUUGGAAAGUGGCCUAAUUUACAUCUAUCAGCCAUUGAACCGUGAAAGAUCAGACCGGUACCUUCUUAACAUAACAAUAUAUGACUUGGGCCUUCCACAGAGAUCUAGUUGGAGAUUGUUGACAGUUAACAUUGAUGAUGUGAAUGAUAACAGCCCAAAAUUCUCCAGAGAGAGCUAUACAGCUGUUGUACCAGAGAACGCUCCUAUCGGCACUGAAGUUAUCAAUGUCACGGCCUUAGAUGAUGAUCUCGGACAGAACGGUGAAAUCUCAUACACCUUGUUAACAAACACCCCUCUGUUUACCAUUGACAGCAAAACCGGUUCUGUUUAUGUCUUGAGUCAAUUAGACAGGGAGUCCAUCUCGGAUAUCACCCUCAAAAUUCAAGCCAGAGAUAAGGCGGAACAAGGGAAUCAGAUGUUCUCAGAGACAACUCUUAGAGUCUACCUCGAGGAUGUAAAUGACUGUGCCCCCACAUUUAUUCCCAAGAGCUACAGUUGCCGUUUGUUGGAAGACCUUCCUGUUGGUACUGUUAUAGCUUGGAUGCAAACACAAGACCCUGAUAUUGGAUCUGGUGGAUGGGUGAGAUACUCCCUUCCCAAUGACUUCAAUGGAACAUUUAAGAUCCAAGCUGAAAGUGGAGCUAUUAAGGUGGCCAAGGACCUGGACUAUGAGAAGCAACCAUUCUAUAAUCUCUCUGUGGUUGCAGAGGAUUUGGGUUUUCCAGACAAGCUUCGCUCUGAGUCUUAUCUAGAAGUGGAAGUCAUCGAUGUUAAUGAGAACCUCAAUGAGCCAUACUUCACAGAAUUCGCAGUGAGGGGGACAGUAAAGGAAAACUGUCAUCACGGAACAAGUGUGCUCCAAGUGACUUCUGUGGAUAACGACAAGGGCAAAGAUGGUGUCAUCAGAUACUCCAUUAAAGCUAGAAGUGGUCAAGAAAGGUUUGCCAUUGAUGAAGAAACAGGAAUGAUUUACACCACUGGCACCCUGAACUGUGAGACAGAGGAUUCCUAUUGGCUUACGGUGUAUGCGACAGACCAAGGUGUGGUGCCACUCACUGCCUCUAUUGAGGUGUUUAUUCAAGUAGAAGAUGUGAAUGAUAAUGCGCCAUUGACGUCUGAACCUGUCUACCACCCAUACAUUAUGGAGAACUCACCCAAAGAUUUGUCUGUGGUCCGUAUUCAAGCCCAGGACCCUGACGUUACCGCCUCAGAUAGCCACCUUGUGUAUCGCAUCACCUCAGGAAAUCCUCAGAACUUCUUUGCCAUUGAUUCCAACACAGGACUCAUUACCACCACAUCAAGGAAACUGGACAGAGAGCAACAAGCAGAGCAUUUCCUGGAGGUUACAGUUAUGGAUGGUGGAGGUAUCUUCAGGCAGUCUAGUGUCUGGGUGAUAGUGCAUGUUCUGGAUGAAAAUGACAACAAGCCAGAAUUCACAGAGUCGGUAUACCGCAUCAGCCUUACAGAGCGGGACCGUAACAAACGCGGUGACCCUAUCUACAGAGUAUUCGCCUACGAUCGGGAUGAAGGAUCUAAUGCAGAUCUCACUUACAGCAUUGUGGAUGGAAAUGAUGAUGGCAAAUUCUUUAUCGAUGCUAAGACAGCCAUGGUGUUGUCCAGGAAGAUGGUCACGUCUGGUGGCUAUGAUAUUCUCACGAUAAAAGCCGUUGACAAUGGGAUCCCUCAGAGGUGGUCAACUGCCCGUUUGCACGUUGAAUGGAUUCGGAAGCCAUUGCCUUCGCCACAGACCUUGCGAUUUACCGCAGCUGUUUACAACUUCACAGUGGCAGAAAAGGCCAAAGUGUAUGAGGCGGUUGGAGUGGUCUCAGUUUGUCAAGCAGAAACUCCUUUAUGGUUUGACAUCAUUGGUGGAAGAACUUCCCGAGAGAUGUUUUAUAUCCCACAGAGCACCUGUGGUGGAAACUGUUCAUCUGACAAUGGUAACACUGAUGGCCCUUUUGAUACACAGAGAGGAAUUGGGACCAUAGUGAUAGCCAAACCUCUGGAUGCUGAGACCCAGUCAAUAUUCAACAUGACUGUGCAAGUGACAGAUGGGACAAACACAGCAACUACACAGAUUUACAUAAAGGUUUUGGACAGCAAUGACAAUGCUCCCGUGUUCUCUGAGCAUACAUAUAAAGUCUUGGUGUCUGAAGAUAUGCCAGCUGACACUGAAGUCAUGCGUGUCCGGGCCAGGGACAGGGAUGAGCGGGCUAAGCUGAGCUACUCUAUCCAUGGCAGUGUUGAUCCGGCCAGCAUGCGUAUGUUUAGGAUCAAUCCUGGUACAGGUGUCAUGUACACGGCAGACCGACUGGACUAUGAGACCCGCACUCAGCACAUCCUUACGGUUAUGGUGAAAGACCAAGAAUUUCCCUAUUAUAGAGACCUGGCACGAAUUAUUGUGUCUUUGGAGGAUGCCAAUGACCAUCCUCCCUUUUUCACACAAACUGUUUAUGAUUGUAUGUUGUUUGAAUCGGCCCCUCUUGGAACAUCAGCUUUGCAGGUGAUCGCAUUAGACAGAGACUCGGGGAGAAACGGAGAGAUAAUUUACUCAGUUGAAGCAGGCAACACUGGAGGCUUAUUUGGAAUAGAUCCACUGUAUGGCAUCAUUUCAGUUGCCCGGGAGCUGGACCUGACAACUGUGGGUUUUUAUACCCUCACUGUGAGAGCCACAGACGGAGGCAUUCCAGCCUUAAGUACCACAACCACUGCUAGAAUCAUCAUUUCAAUGUCAGAUCUCUCCAGCCCAAAGUUUACCCAACAAGAUUACCAGGCUGAAAUCACAGAAAAUGUAGCCAGAGGGACAUUUGUCAUAAUGAUCAGUGCAAUUAGCCAAUCCACGCUAAAUUACGACAUUAUUCAAGGGAAUAGUGAAAGAAAAUUUCAAAUAAAUCGCUUCACAGGCAUCAUCACAACACAAAGAGAUUUUGACUUUGAGAUAACCUCCUCGUACAUGCUGCUCAUCCAAGCAGUCAACAUGGUUGGGAUUGUCUCCAGAGUUAAUGUUAGCAUCCAGGUGGUUGAUGAAAAUGAUAAUCCACCAGUUUUUCAGAAGCUUACCUAUUCAGGGACCAUCAGUGAGGCAGCACCCAUCAAUAGUGUGAUAAUGAGUGAGGAUGGAAGUCCAUUGGUAAUUCAAGCCACGGAUGCUGACAAGAAUCAGAAUGCACUUCUGGUCUUCCAGAUCGUGGAGGACAUGGCUAAAUUAUUCUUUACUGUGGAUUCUGGGACAGGCUCUGUCAGAACCAUCGCUAAGCUGGACUAUGAAACAUUAAGUGCUUUUUAUUUUUCAGUUAAUGUGAGGGACAGUGGCAUGCCUCAGCUAAUGGCUGAGAAGCCAGCCAAAAUCCUUAUCAGGGUUGUGAACAUCAAUGAUUCUCCACCACAGUUCUCACAAGAAGUGUAUGACACUGUCUUGCUUCUUCCAACAUAUAUCGGAGUCGAAGCUCUGAGAGUUGAAGCCACAGAUCCAGACAUGACCACUGAUCUGACAUAUUCCUUAGCUGAUAACAACUUGGAGCACUUUGAAAUGGAUCAUUCAUCAGGCAUUCUUACUGUCAUAAACAACAAACUGUCCAAAGAUCGUUAUCGUUUCAAUAUCAAGGUGUCAGAUGGGCGCUACUUUUGCACGGCACUUGUGACCAUAAUGGUCAGGGAGACUAUGGACAGUGGCCUUCUUUUCAGUCAAAACCUGUACUUCUCCUCUGUGCUGGAGAACAGUGUUAACAUUACCACAGUGAGCAUUGUAAAUGCUGUUGGAAACCGCCUAAAUGAGCCACUCAAAUACACUCUUUUGAAUGCAGGGACAUGCUUUACGAUUCGUCCUACAUCAGGGGUCAUUCAAACCACAGGAGUCCCUUUCGAUCGAGAACAACAGGAACUGUACGAGUUGAUGGUGGAGGCAAGCAGAGAAUAUGACGAUCUGCGAGUUGCAAGAGUAACCGUCAGAGUAGAAGUUGAGGACGUAAAUGACAAUGCCCCUGAGUUUGUGGGCCUUCCAUAUUAUGCUGUGGUGCAAGUUGAUGCAGAACCAGGCUCAUUCAUAUUCCAAGUUUCUGCAACCGAUUUGGACAAAGGGAUAAAUGGAGCUGUGUAUUAUGAGCUUAAAGAGGACCACCCCCAUUUUGAGUUGAACAAGCUUACGGGUGAGCUCACACUUAAAAGGUUGUUUGAUGCAGAGUUGUCCAAUGUUGAAUACCCACUGAUUGUCCUUGCACGUGAUGCAGGCUACCCUUCCCUCUUCGCGGCUGUUGAUCUUCCAGUUACAGUUGUGAACAAGGCCAUGCCUGUUUUUGACAAGCCAUUUUAUGGCAUAUCAGUAAGAGAGGACAUUGCAGUGUCCACACCCAUAUUAAGCAUUAAUGCCACCAGUCCAGAGGGUCAAAACUUCAUAUACACUAUUGUAGAUGGUGAUCCUUUCCUUCAGUUCGACAUUGGCUUUGAUAGUGGUGUGAUUAUUAUUAUAUUCACAUUAGAUUAUGAGACCACACCCUACUACAGGCUAACUGUCAGAUCUACAGACACUCUUAAUGGAGCCAGAUCCGAAGUAGUUGUGGAUAUAGUUGUGGUGGACGUAAAUGACAAUGCCCCUGUAUUUCGCAAUGCAUCGUACAUCACCACAUUGGCAGAAAACUCAAUGAUUGGGACAUCUGUGAUACAGCUAAUGGCAACAGACAGGGACUCUGAAAAAAACAAUUUGAUUAGCUAUGAGAUCCUCUCUGAUGUGUUCAACAGCACAGACUACUUCCAAAUUGACAGCAAGAGUGGACUUGUGCUAACAGCCCGUCUUCUAGACUGCAAACUUGCUCAGUUCUAUAGCUUUAUUGUAAGGGCGACAGAUAGCGGUUCUCCGGCCCAAAGCAGUGAGGUCACAGUCACUGUCUUGUUGAAUGACAUGAAUGACAAUCCACCGUCCUUUACACAACCACUUUAUGAGGCAUUUGUGAGUGAACUGGCUCCCAGAGGGCACAUUGUGACAUGUGUUCAAGCUUCUGAUGCUGACAGCUCCGAUGCAGAGAGGUUGAGGUAUGGCAUACUCUCUGGAGAUGAGAAAAUGAACUUUAUCAUGAACUCCCAGACUGGCGUCAUCUCCUUGUCUAGCCAGCGCAGACAGGGGAUGCGGACAGCAUACAGCCUUAAUGUGUCCGUAUCGGAUGGGGUUUUCACCAAUACUGCACAGGUAAACAUUCAAGUCUUGGGGGCCAACGUUUAUAGCCCUGUCUUUAGUCAACGGUUCUACUUGGGUGAGGUUCAGGAGAAUGCCCCUGCGGGUACCAGAGUCCUUCAAGUGCUUGCCACAGAUGAGGACUCUGGGAUCUUCGGUCAGAUCAUGUACUCCUUUAUCAAUGACCUUGGAAAGACUCAGUUUAAGAUUGGAGCCGAUGGCCAGAUAAACACGACACAGAAACUGGACAGAGAGAACCCUGUUAACCGAGACAUCGUGCUAACUGUAAUGGCUCUUGACGGUGGAGGAAGAGCAUCCUUCUGCACAGUUAGGGUCAUUCUGGCUGAUGAGAAUGAUAAUGCGCCAUGUUUUAGGGCUGUGGAGUAUAGGGUUAGCAUAAAGGCUAACGUGCCAAUGGGAUCACUAGUAACUCAGAUCCAAGCUCAGGACCCAGAUGCCGGCGACAAUGGUAGAGUCAGCUACUCACUAUAUAGUGAGGCGAGGCUGCCUCUAGUAGAUGUGUUGGAGAUUGAGCCUGACAGUGGCUGGAUGGUCACUAAGGGAAGCAUUGCACAUCUCAGAGGAACAGUCCUGUCCUUUUUUGUUAAAGCCACCGAUGGAGGGGUCCCAGCCAAACAUUCCCUUGUGUCUGCAUUUAUCCAUGUCUUACCACCUGAUGCAAAUGUGCCUUCCUUCACCCAGCCUCAGUACUCUUACACAAUCCCAGAAGAUACACCUGUUGGCACAGCCUUUGGGUCAGUAUACCUAAGUCCAGGUCAAACUGCCUCCUUUGCUAUGGUAAAUGGAGAGAAUGUGGAGAGCAACCAGGGUGGGACAUUUCUGGUGGACAAAGAAACUGGUCUUCUCAGACUUGUUAACCCCUUGGACUAUGAACUUGUUAACAUCUACCGCUUCAAAAUUUCAGCAACAAUGAGACAGGCACUUGUUGAGUCCAUGUCUGUAGUGGAUGUAGAAGUUAAGGUGCUGGAUGUGAAUGACAACAAACCAUCAUUUGAAACCAGUUCUUACGUGGCCAUGGUUAUGGAGGGCAUGUCUAGGGGUACACGGGUCAUCCAGGUACAAGCCCUUGACCCUGACUGGGGCUCUAACGGACAGGUUACUUACAGUCUUGGCCUAACCCUGAACCAAGAGCAGGAAAAGGCUAGCAGAUCUAAAUCUCUGGCCAGUGAUAUGUUUGUUAUUGACAGUAAGACAGGUUGGAUUACCACUCUCGGUGACCUGGAUCAUGAGUUGUGCCCAUCUUACACAUUCAGCGUGGUGGCAUCUGAUCUAGGUGAGGGUGUCUCACUGUCCUCCACUGCCAUGGUGACUGUUGCAGUAGCAGACGUCAACGACAACCCUCCUACCUUCGAGAGGGAGUACUACAGGGGUGCUGUGAGAGAGAGUGACCCAUUGGGGGAGGUGGUGUCAGUUUUGAGCACUUGUGACAGGGACAGCUCUGAUCAGAAUCGGCUUGUCAGCUUCCAUAUAACAGGUGGAAACUCCAAGGGGGUAUUUGCACUGGCUCCAGUUCAGGGAGAGUGGAAGGUGUUUGUGAAGCGGCCUUUAGACAGAGAGGAGCAGGAUCGAUAUCUGCUCAAUAUCACAGCCAGUGACGGCCUGUUUGUAACCUGCAUAGGCGUGGAGGUCACUGUCAUGGAUGCCAAUGACAACAGCCCCAUCUGCAAUCAGGCUCAGUAUGAAGCUUCAUUUCCUGAAGAUGUUGCCAUUAAUACAGCUGUUCUGACAGUCGGAGCGACAGACUUGGACACUGGUGUCAAUGCAGAAAUUCAGUACUCUCUGUUUGGCAUUGGCGUUGAAGACUUUUAUAUGGAUGCAAAGACUGGUGAACUGAAGACUGCUUAUUUAUUGGACCGUGAGCGAACCGCAGGUUAUAAGUUGAUAGCCCAGGCUACAGAUGGUGGAGGGCUGUUCUGUCGCUCUGAAAUCUCUCUGACUAUUCUGGAUGUUAAUGAUAAUGCACCAUCAUUUGCUUUUACACGGUUCAUGGCGAGUGUAUAUGAGAGUGCGGCACCCAAGGCCUUGCUCACACGCCUUCAGGCUAAUGAUCCAGAUGAAGGAGUGAACAGGAAGAUUGUGUACUCACUUGUUGACUCGGCCAGUGGCGUGUUCUCCAUUGAUCCAUCCUCUGGUGUAGUGAUUCUGGAGAGGUCUCUGGACAGAGAGGUGCAAGACUCAUAUCAGAUCAGGAUCAAGGCUGCAGACCGAGCAGGGGCCUCCGGCUCACUGUUCACCCAGGUGGAUCUCACCAUCAUGGUUCUGGAUGUGAACGACAACCCACCGGUAUUUCAGAAACAAGAUUACUCCGUCACAGUGCCUGAAGAUGUUGCUGUAGGAACAGAUGUUUUACGUGUUUUUGCCACCAGUGAUGAUAUUGGAGUGAACGCAGAAAUCUACUACAGAUUCUUGUCUGGAAAUGAGCUGGGGAAGUUUUCUAUUGAUGAUUCUACAGGCACCAUCUCUGUGGCAGAUGAUCUUGACUAUGAAAUCUGCAAGGACUUCUUCUUAAAUAUCGAGGCCUUUGAUGGUGGAACUCCUCCCUUGAGAACCACGACCAUAGUCACCAUCAAACUACUGGAUGUCAAUGACAACUCGCCUUCAUUCAGCGAGGAAAUCUACAAUGUUCUGAUUAGCGAAGAUGUGGCCAUUGGGGAGACAGUCACGAGGCUGUUUGCAGAAGACCCGGACAGUCAGGUCAAUGGGCGAAUCACUUAUUCCAUUCUGAAAGGGGAUCGUAAAAAUCAGUUUUGCAUCGACCCUGUCACCGGGCUUUUGAAAGUUAACAAGGCACUGGACAGAGAGACGGUCUCCAGCUACUCGUUGUCCAUACAGGCAUUUGACAGCGGGUCACCUGCCAAAUCAACCACUGUGAAUGUCAAUAUUGAGAUUGGUGAUGUGAAUGAUAACCCACCAAUCUUCUCUACCACUAAUGCUUCAGCUGUUUUUCAGCUGAAUAAACCUGCAGGAACCACCAUCCUCACACUUUCAGUUUCUGAUAAGGACUCCCCUAGAAAUGGUGCCCCUUUUGAGUUCCGCAUUGUGUCUGGAAAUGAUGGUAAUGCUUUCAGUUUGGACCAGAAUGGAGAGUUACGGUCCAACAGAGUGCUUGGUCCAGAUGCAACACGGGAGUAUACGCUUGAGAUACAGGCGCAUGACUCUGGGAAGCCUCGUCUGUCUUCCACAUCCUUUGUGUUUGUACGUGUCAUCGGAGACAGCCUCUUCAAACCUGUGGCUUUCCCACUGGAAAUCAAAAUUGUCAUGGCAGCAGAUGUGUUUCCUGGUGGGAUUAUUGGAAAGAUAUCUGCCACAGACCGAGACAAGAACGAUGUUCUGUCUUUUAGUCAGAGACCGCAAACAAAGAGUCUUUUCAAGAUUAACAGACAGGAUGGGAAGAUUGUGGCUCUAAAUGGCCUAGAGCCGGGAAGAUACUCACUCAAUGUCACGGUCAGUGAUGGGCGGUUUUCCGUCACGGUGGGCGUGACUAUCCAGGUUGAGCAAGUCACAGAAGAGAUGAUUCAGAAUGCAGUGACCCUUCGUUUCCAGGACAUCACCCCUGAGGACUUUGUGGGUCUUUACAUGCAAGACUUGAAGACUGUGCUCUGUGGCACACUGGUUACUGAUGGGGCAGGAGUCAUUGAAGGGCCAGACAUUCUGCACAUCCUGGGAGUGCAGCCUCUGAGUCGCUACAGUCAGCUGGAGGUGCUGCUUGCCGUGGAGGCUCCCGAUGGAGGUUAUGUUGGUCCAGGGGAGUUGGCUCUUAAGUUUGAGGAGGCAAAGUUUCUCCUAGGGCAAGCAUUAAGGGUGGUCAGUGUCCUUGACCAAAGCUGCUCAGGUGAACUUGAGUGUGGGGAAAGAGGCUGCGAGCUUGCCCUCAUUCUAGACCCCAUCGGCGUGGUCACCUACUCAACCUCCAGAGUGAGCUUUGUGUCUCCACGCUACAGCAGGAAAGAGACCUGCACUUGCCCAGGUGGAAUUUGUCCAUCUUCUUUAGAACUAUGUGAUGGCCAAACGUGCCCACCAGACAUGCAGUGUGUGCGCAGUGGCCCCACAGCGCCCUCUCUCUGCCAGUGUCUGCCUGGCACACUGGACCAGUGUGCAGGUCAGACGUCUCUGAGCUUUACAGGGAACAGUUACAUCAAGUACAGAGUGACUGAUGGUAAUAAGAGUGGGGACAUGAGGUUGGGCUUGAGAAUCAGGACACUACAGAGCCAGGGUGUCAUCAUGUACACACGUGCUGACUCAUGCACAAUGCUCAAGAUAGAGGAAGGCCGUCUGUGGUUCCAGGUGGACUGUGACAACAGACUGGACAUCCUGGGCAUCUCGGGUCGUCUGAUCAAUGACGGUUCCUGGCACACUGUGACCCUGGAGCUCACCAGUAACUACACCCUUCUGUCCUUGGAUGAUAGCUACGUGGAGCGCCGGCGUUCUGCAAGGGCCCCUGUCCACAUCUGGCCCCUGGCUGCAGACGGAUCACUGUUCUUCGGGGCUCAGGUGUUGCGUGGCCCAGUGGGCAGCGGUGGCCAGAGGCCCCCAAGAGUGCAAGAAGGCUUCCAGGGGUGCCUUGGUGCUGUCAUGCUCAACGGGAAUGAACUCCCCCUUCAGAACAAGAGGAGUCGAUAUGCAGAGGUGGCUGGGCUGAGUGAUGUGAAGCUGGGAUGUGUUUUAUAUCCUGACCCAUGUCUCGGAGGACCGUGUCAGAAUGGAGCUACUUGUACACAGCUGACCUCUGGUGACUUUUCAUGCAGCUGCCUGCCACAGUUCACAGGCUCUCGCUGUGAGAUGGAGGUGACAUCCUGUGUGCCCUCACCCUGUCAGAAUGGAGGUGAUUGUAAGGCUCUAGGAAACAGCUUCCUCUGCGGCUGCCUCAAGGGCUUCACUGGACUCACAUGUGAUGAAGAUGUAAACGAGUGCGAAAGGGAGGAGUGUGAGAAUGGUGGGUUGUGUGUGAACACUUUUGGCACCUUCUACUGUAACUGUACCACUGGCUUUGAAGGUCAGUUCUGCGGGCAGCCAUCUCUAGAUGGCCUAGACACUCUGCCCGAGUCACUGUCUUAUGUUGGACCGGGAGAGAUCAUUGGUAUCGGCGUGUUGCUCUUUGUGGUGCUGGUUCUCCUGACAUUGCUGGCUGCGUUCCGCAAAAAAGUCCUUCGGAAGGACUGGAGCCGAGGAGAGGCUGUGGGCAUCUCCACAGAGACCAACUACAUGCUGCAAAAGACAGGUGUGGGAGCCGAAGGCAUUGAGUUCAAAGCCGUUCGGGUCAGCGGCGACUCUCAGGCCAGUCUCUACAGGAACGACAGCAUGGUUGGACCGCCCCAGGUCAUGAUGAGGCCUACGGCCUACACUCUCCCUCAUGGCCAGGGAAUCCCUCGAGGGGAGACGGAGAAGGCAGAGGUGGAGGGGGGGCUGGCCACCCUCUCCUGCCCACCUCAGAUGAGCACCUUCCAGGCAGAUCCUCCACAUAUCCUGGGGAUGCCUCGGAGGGGUGUGGCGGUCUGUAGUGUGGCGCCCAAUCUUCCUACUUCCAUGUCCCCCAAUCCGUGCGAACGCAGUCCUGUUUGUAAGCCGCCAUGGGAAGAGGAAGAAGACGAUGAGGAAGAUGAGGAAGAGGACAACAGUACAGAGCAUCAAGUCCAGGCAUCGCAAUGGGAAGACAGGGGUUACCAGGGCGACAGAGAGGAAGUGUACAGAACAGAGGGUAACAAAAAUGCUGUGGAGGACGUCGCCUGUUUCUUCGACAGUAGCAGCAGUGAGGCACACUCCCUCAGGUCCUUCCAGUCCGAUUCCUGCACCAACAAUGCUUCCAUAGUGACAGUGAUAUGACUGGUAAACAAUGCUGUGGACAACAUUGAAAAUGAAGCUAUGAAUGUUAACAUUGCAGGGCUGGGUGAUGUGCAGCCUCACAGUACCACCUCAAGCCCACGCCUCCGUCGCGAGGACGAGAUUUGUGUUGAAUUCGUCAAAGAAUAUUUCAUGAAUUCCUACCAAUGGCAGGCGACAGAAUGGCUUCAUGACACAUGUCUACCAGGUUUAGAGUCACCGCCUCGAGACCGGACCCCCACACCACCACCUCCACCCCUUCCUGCCCCCCCACCUUCCUUGACCUUCACCCCCACCCGCUUGGGCGGCAGCGUUCGGUUGGAUGGAAGCAAUCUAUCCCUGCAGACUGGCUAUCCGUUACGAAGAUAUCAGGGCCAGAGAGAUUUCUGUUCAUCUCUAACACAAGAUGACAACAACUCACCUGUUUACGAAGAGUAUCGUGACCCGGGUCAUUUCGCCAACCUUCCUACUGUUUAUCCACCGGGUGUCAGCUUCUGUGAGGGGCAAUCCAGACCUGAUUACCAUCAUUCAAGCCAGUACCUGCUCUCUCACCCUCCACUACUAGCCUGGGAGGAACGUCCGCAGGUUUGGGAGGACACUCACCCCUUUGGGAGCCAGCAGGAGACCAGCAGACUAGGCAGGUUUUCACUCCAAGCACGUCGUUUGCGUGAUCAGAGCCCAAAGACUUCUUCGUCUGGAAUGAGAGAUUAUUAUUGAUCAUUAACUGGAC
Molecule: messenger RNA, 14053 nt
Organism: Xyrauchen texanus (razorback sucker)
Lineage: Eukaryota; Metazoa; Chordata; Actinopteri; Cypriniformes; Catostomidae
Product: protocadherin Fat 3-like
Exons: 30
Biological process (GO): homophilic cell-cell adhesion
Cellular component (GO): plasma membrane; catenin complex
Molecular function (GO): calcium ion binding; cadherin binding
Source: RefSeq, a predicted model, not a curated record